AUGGCUUCAACUACAGAUACCAAGAACUACAAGUUCAACCACUCAAUGAUCCGAGUCAAGGACCCCAAGGCUUCCGCUAAAUUCUACGAAUUCCUUGGUAUGAGCCUUGUGAAGAAGCUCGAGUUCCCUGAUAGCAAAUUCGACCUCUACUUCUUUGGCUAUGACUCUCCUAAUGCCUUGUCACACAACAAGAGCACUUUUGACAGACAAGGACUUAUCGAGUUGACUCACAACUACGGCACUGAGGAUGAUCCUGAGUACAAGGUGAACAAUGGUAACCAAGAGCCUAACCGUGGUUUUGGCCACACCUGCAUUGCCGUCGACAACAUCCAGGCUGCCUGCAAGCGUAUCGAGGAUGCCGGUUACAAGUUCCAGAAAAAGCUGACAGAUGGACGCAUGCGAAACAUCGCCUUUGUACUUGACCCUGAUGGCUACUGGGUCGAGGUGGUUGCCAGAAACGAUUACAAGCAGACAGAAGAUGUGAAGGAGACUGAUGUAUCAACCUACACUAUGAACCACACCAUGCUUCGUGUCAAGGAUGCUGAGAAGUCCUUGAAGUACUACCAGGAGGUUCUUGGCAUGUCUCGACUGCGCACCCUUGAGAACCCUGAGGCCGGCUUCAACCUUUACUUCCUCGGAUACCCUGGCGAUCAGCCUUUCCCCGAAGGCCAGGAUGAGAAUACCAUUACCCAUCGGGAGGGUCUUCUCGAAUUGACAUGGAACUAUGGUACCGAGAAAGACGAGAACUUCCACUAUCAUGACGGUAACAGCCAGCCUCAGGGAUUCGGCCACAUCUGCGUUUCGGUUGACAACAUUGACGCGGCUUGCAAGCGAUUCGAGGACCUGAACGUGAGCUGGAAGAAGAGACUUACAGACGGCCGAAUGAAGAAUGUUGCCUUCUUGUUGGAUCCUGAUGGCUACUGGAUUGAGCUUGUACAGAAUGAGAAGUUCUCUGGCAAGGAGAACUUCUAG
Messenger RNA from Fusarium tjaetaba, 972 nucleotides. Its product is annotated as lactoylglutathione lyase. Lineage: Eukaryota; Fungi; Ascomycota; Sordariomycetes; Hypocreales; Nectriaceae. Bases 1 to 972 code for a protein of 323 amino acids. The record is from RefSeq and is a predicted model, not a curated record. The transcript has 5 exons. Gene Ontology annotation, molecular function: metal ion binding; lactoylglutathione lyase activity.